Messenger RNA from Nerophis lumbriciformis (worm pipefish), 3390 nucleotides. The record is from RefSeq and is a predicted model, not a curated record. Lineage: Eukaryota; Metazoa; Chordata; Actinopteri; Syngnathiformes; Syngnathidae.
UGCUUUCCUAGCUCGGAUCUUUUCUCCCUGACACGUCCGAGAUAGUGUCCGAGUGUCGUCAUCGCGUGUUUGUUUCCCACGCAGACUCGCACAGUUUCACGCGAAGACGCCAAUCAUGCUGUGGACCGCCAGCCAGGCCGUGAGGACAUUUUCUUCCACUUCUGUGAGGACAUUUUCUUCCACUUCUCAUUAUUUCCAGAAUAAACUCAAACUAGCUAUAAUUGGCCAGAGCCUGUUUGGGAAGGAGGUAUACAGCAACCUGAGGAAACAAGGUCACAAGGUGGUCGGCGUGUUCACUGUACCUGAUAAGGAUGGCAAGGCUGAUCCUCUUGCCUUGGCAGCAGAGAAGGACGGCACACCAGUGUUCAAGUUCCCUCGAUGGCGAGUUAAAGGGAAACCUAUCCCAGAGGUAGUGGAGGCCUACAAAGCGGUGGAUGCUGAGCUCAAUGUCAUGCCCUUUUGCUCGCAGUUCAUCCCUAUGAACAUUAUUGAUAAUCCCAAGCAUGGCUCCAUCAUUUACCACCCCUCAAUCCUCCCGCUGCACAGAGGAGCCUCAGCCAUCAAUUGGACUCUGAUUGAUGGUGAUAAGAAGGCUGGCUUCACGGUGUUCUGGGCGGAUGACGGCUUGGAUACUGGACCAAUCCUGUUGCAAAGGGAAUGUGCGGUCGAACCCAACGACACCGUGGACACACUCUACAACCGCUUCUUGUUCCCAGAGGGCAUAAAGGCAAUGGUGGAGUCGGUGCAGCUCAUUGCUGAUGGAAAAGCACCGCGAAUCCCCCAGUCAGAGAAAGGUGCAAGCUAUGAAGGAAUUCAGAAGAAAUCCAAUGCCAAGAUGGAUCUGGCUCAGCCAGCUGAGGCCAUCCACAACUGGAUCCGGGGCCAUGACAAAAUCCCUGGGGCCUGGACUGUCAUUGAUGGCCAGUCAGUCACCCUUUAUGGUUCAUCAAUGUUGCAAGGAUCAAUCCCGCCGGGUCAGCCGCUGGAAAUAGAGGGAGCAUCAAAGCCGAGCUUAGUGGCAAAGAAUGGUCUUGUUCUACAUGGAAGUGAUGGGAAAGCAGUCCUGGUGAAGAAUUUGCAGUUUGAAGAUGGAAAAAUGAUCGCCGCGUCAAAUUACUUUUCUAGUGGUGAAACUCAGCGUGUGGAAUUAACUGACAGCGAACAAAGCAUUGUGGAGGAGAUGAAGAACAUCUGGAAGGGCAUCCUCAGCAACGUUGCAGUCAUCGAGGACAACACUGACUUUUUCAAGUGUGGAGCUGCUUCUAUGGAUGUGGUCAGGUUGGUGGAGGAAGUGAAGCAGCGGGCUGGUGUCCUCCUUCAAAACGAGGAUGUUUACAUGGCUACCACCUUCCAGGACUUUGUUCAGAUGCUGGUUCGUAAGCUGAGAGGUGAAGAAGAAAAGAAUGAUCUGGUCAUUGACUAUGCCAUCCGAGAAGUGAACAACAUGACAGUGAAAAUGCCCUACCAGUGUUUCAUCGAUGGCUGUUUUGUGGAUGCUGAGAAUGGCAAGACCUACGAUACCAUUAACCCAACUAACGGAUCGGUUAUCUGUAAGGUGUCUUAUGCUUCAGUGGGGGAUGUUGAUCGUGCAGUGGCUGCUGCUAAACACGCUUUUGUUGCCGGGCCCUGGGGGAAGAUGAACCCAAGAGACAGAGGAAACCUCCUCUAUAAGCUUGCAGAUGUGAUGGAGCAACACCAGGAGGAGCUGGCAACCAUUGAGGCAAUGGACUCAGGAGCGGUGUACACUCUGGCCUUGAAGACUCACGUCGGCAUGUCUAUUCAGACAUUCCGCUACUUUGCUGGCUGGUGUGACAAAAUCCAGGGCAAGACAAUCCCCAUUAACCAAGCCAGACCAAACCACAAUCUCACCUUUACUAAAAAAGAACCAAUAGGCGUGUGUGCCAUCAUCAUCCCUUGGAACUACCCCCUCAUGAUGUUAGCUUGGAAAAGUGCUGCCUGCCUUGCAGCCGGAAACACGCUCGUUCUGAAACCUGCGCAGGUAACUCCACUAACAGCAUUAAAAUUUGCUGAGUUGUCAGUUAAAGCUGGUAUUCCAAAAGGAGUGAUCAACAUUGCACCAGGCUCAGGAGGAAUGGUGGGGCAGCGCAUGGCUGAUCACCCAGAUGUGCGCAAGCUGGGCUUCACUGGUUCAACACCCAUUGGCAAACAAAUCAUGAAAAGCUGUGCACUCAGUAACUUAAAGAAAGUGUCUCUGGAACUGGGAGGGAAGUCACCUCUCAUCAUCUUCAGUGAUUGUGACAUGGACAAGGCUGUUCGCAUGGGCAUGAGCUCUGUGUAUUUCAACAAAGGAGAAAACUGCAUUGCUGCUGGCCGUCUUUUUGUGGAAGAGUCAAUUCAUGAUGAAUUCAUCCGCCGUGUGGUAGCGGAAAUAAAGAAGAUGAAGAUCGGAGACCCAUUGGAUCUAUCUACAGAUCAUGGUCCUCAGAACCACAAAGCCCAUUUGGACAAGCUGCUGGAGUACUGUGAGGUUGGAGUCAAAGAAGGAGCCACAUUGGUGUAUGGAGGCAAACAGGUUGACCGACCAGGUUUCUUCAUGGAGCCGACUGUGUUCACUGACGUGGAGGACCACAUGUUCAUGGCUAAAGAGGAGUCUUUCGGCCCUAUCAUGGUGGUCUCCAAAUUUAAAGAUGGGGAUGUGGACGGUGUGCUGCAGAGAGCCAAUGACACGGAGUAUGGUCUGGCUUCAGGUGUGUUCACCCGAGACAUUAACAAAGCCAUGUAUGUUAGUGAACACUUGGAGGCUGGAACCGUUUUCAUCAACACCUACAACAAGACUGACGUGGCUUCACCUUUUGGAGGCUUCAAGCAGUCUGGCUUUGGCAAAGACCUCGGAGAGGAUGCGCUCAUGGAAUACCUCAAGACCAAAGCAGUGACUGUGGAAUAUUGACCGUCUUUUUUAAAGGGAAGUUCCGGGAUCAUUUUUGUGCCAUCAAAGCAACGCGAGUCCAAUGAGCAAUGUUUGUAUUAAUUGUUUUUAAAACAACACAAAUCAACUGACAUUUUCUCAUACUUUUCUACUCAUGAACAUGCACCUGCAGUAUUAGAUACACCACAUGGUGGCAGUGUUAUUCACCAAAUGAAGUACAGAUGGGCGGGACUUAAUGACAAGUACUGAGCCAUAAAUCAUUGACUGCUAGUCCAACAAUGAUGACACUUUGAGGAGACACAUCUAUGCCCCACCCCCUGAACUGUUUUCAUGAGCCCCCAAAAUUGAAACAGGAUUGAGAACAUGAUAAUAUCAUAUUUAUUUAUGUAUCUGCACAACCCUCUGCUUGAACUUAAAAACAUUUCCAGAUUAAGUUUAAUAAACAUUUGUAAUAUUUCAAGUCUGUGAUUCCCCAAACAGAGUAAAAAGUCCAAACAAUUCAA